Molecule: messenger RNA, 1795 nt
Organism: Xenia sp. Carnegie-2017
Lineage: Eukaryota; Metazoa; Cnidaria; Anthozoa; Malacalcyonacea; Xeniidae
Exons: 2
Coding region: 114-1370 (418 amino acids)
Molecular function (GO): protein binding
Source: RefSeq, a predicted model, not a curated record
UUAGUCAUGAAAACCGGUAUGAUAUUUUAUACAUUAAACAAUCAAACGCGUAAUUUCUGUCAUAUGUGAUUUCAUGUUAGGGUAGUCGGUUCUUAACUUUCAACGAUUAUACAAUGACAAGUAUUAUAUACGUGGCUGCAGGUGGAGGUCGAGUGAAUAUAAAAUUUCCCCUAAAUCCAUGGUUUAUCUUAGGAUUGACUUCAAACAAAGCCUCUCAAGACCAAAUAAAGUACGCAUUUAGUCAGAAGAUCAACAAUCCAGUGCGUCAAAACCGAACACUUGCCUCGCUUGCCAAUCACAUUUUAACUUCUACCGAAUCAAGAUACCGAAGGAAUGGCAACAUGUAUUCCAUCACAAUUUAUGACCAUUUCACGGUUGUAGCGUCAGGCGACACUAAAAAGCUUCAGGAUAUGAUAAAGAAAAACAAAAAGUUGAAGACGACAUCGGAUGAGCACGGCCGCACAUUACUUUAUCUGGCUUGUAAAUCGGGGUUCUAUGACACGGCAAAAAUGCUCUUGAACGAAGGAGCAGAAAUUAAUAAGAUUCAAAGAGAUGGCAGUACAUCACUUCAUGUUGCUUCAUAUUAUGGUCACUCGUUGAUCGUUGGAUUACUUCUUGAGUAUGGUGCACGUACUGAUAUCAAAAACAGAUGGGGGAAUACCGCAUUAGUGGAAAGUAGUUUAGAUAGUGUAAAGAGUUUGAUAAAAAAUGCAUCAACGGACGUCAUUUUCUCGCUGAAAACUGAUUUUAUGCGAAAGAAUUUGGUUUCUCGUAUGCGACCAAUUGAAUUCAAAGAUAAAGUAAUUGCAAAGGAACUAAUACGCGAUAAAAGAUUAUUGGAUGAAUGCACAAGAUCCCUAUUACCGUCCAUCGUUAAAAAUUGGGAUUUGGUAUGGCAUGGCACUAAAUUCAAGAACUUAGAAUCUAUCAUGAAACACGGUCUUCUGCCUGCUGGUACAAACGGUGUAAAGCCACCAUCUGGUCACAUUCAACUGGGCAAAGAUUUUCUCGGAAUCAAAAAUUGGGCUGCUGCAAUCUUUGUUUCACCAAGUAUUUUAUACUCUGCUCACCCAGUAUAUUCAGAAAGAAUUAUGUCAAAAAAUGAGCAAUGGAGCGUCUUGCUGAAAGUUUACUGUCGACCUGACAGUUACAAGGCAUACGAUCCAACAGUUUUGAGCUACGACGGAAUGGAUGGUGAACCUGACUUGCCAGAGUAUCGUGUUCCAGUAAAGGGAGAAGAUAAAGAAGUCAUUCAUCGCGUGGAGUUGGCACGAAAUGUCGUUGUGAGAUCCAUCAUAUUUGUUCGUACUAGUGUCUUGGAAAACCACGAACUCAACUUUCAAGUAGUAAAAAAAAUAUUUCGGGGUUGAUGGUUAUCGAUCUGUUUGUAUGUACAGUAGAUAUAUGAAAAACACUGUCCAAUCAUAACUAAACAUCCACAAAUUUAUGGGAUGUUGCAAAAAAUCUUCACUUAAAUAUCUUCACCAGCCGUCAUGUACGAAGCUAUUGAAGAGAAUUAACGUGAAUUUCAUGCUUAUAUGACCUCAUGUAACAAUUACGUUUCCCACAAAUACAAGCAGCUCAACCUUGAACACAAUCUAUAGUUAUUAUAGUAAAGAUCAUUAGGGUAAACUGUAACCGGACUUUUCAGUACUAAACAUUUUGUCCGCUUUCACGUAACUUGAUAAUAUAUGUAGUAAACUAUCUGAGUUGCUAUUGACAUCUCCAAAACAAAAAUUUGCACGAAGAUCAAAUGUAGUAAUUUAAGAAUACAUAAAUAUAUUAUACAAUCUUG